AUGGCUUCUAUACAAGAACAAAUUAACAAGGCUCGUCAAGAAGCUCAAUCAUUGCAAGAACAAAUCAAGAAGAGUAUGGAGGGUGGUAAUGAUGCCAAAUUAUCUCAAUUGGAUGCCGCUCCCAUCACUCCAACCAAACUCAAAGUUAGAAACGUUCUUCGUGGACACUUGGGUAAAGUCUACAGCUGUGCUUGGAGUCCAGUUCCAGACAGCAAACUGAUGGUCUCUGCCUCACAAGAUGGUAAACUCAUUAUAUGGAACGCUUUGACCACCUACAAACAACAUGCCAUUACACUUCGUACUAAUUGGGUCAUGACUUGUUCCUACUCAAAUUCUGGACAAUAUGUUGCUUCUGGUGGUUUGGACAACAUUGUUUCCAUUUUUAACAUUAAUCAAUUGUCUGAAGCAACGGAUAGUUCACAACCAACAACUCCUCAUCGUGAAUUGAGUCAACACACUGGUUACAUUAGUGCUUGUAAAUUCAUUUCAAAUGACAAGCAAAUUUUAUCCAGUUCUGGCGACAUGACUUGUAUUUGUUGGGAUGUUGAAAUGGGUCGUCCAAUCAAGACCUUCCAAUCACACACUGGUGACUGUAUGUCUGUUUCUGUCUCUCCAGAUGAAUCUCAAUUUGUUUCUGGUGGUUGUGAUGCCUAUGCCAAGUUGUGGGAUAUUAGAUCGGGGAAGUGUGUUGCUACUUUUGGUGGUCACGAUUCCGAUGUUAACUGUGUUCAAUUUUUCCCUAAUGGGUUGAGCUUUGCCACUGCUUCUGAUGACAAUACUUGCAGACUCUUUGAUAUUCGUGCGAGCAGAGAAUUGAAGGUAUAUUCUGAUGAUUCUGUCAGAGAAGGUGCAACAUCCAUUUCAUUCAGCAAGAGUGGACGUUUGAUGUAUGCUGCUUACGAUGAAAAGUCAAUUGUUGUUUGGGAUACUUUGAAGGGUAAAAUUAUUCAAAACUUGACCAAUGAACAAAAUGGACCAGACGGAAGAGUUGCUUGUCUUGCUGUUUCUCCAGACGGUAAUGCAUUGUGUACUGCCUCUUGGGAUUUCAAUUUGCAAAUCUGGGCCUAA
This is a messenger RNA of Naegleria fowleri, 1068 nucleotides long. RefSeq lists its product as uncharacterized. Bases 1 to 1068 code for a protein of 355 amino acids. Gene Ontology annotation, biological process: G protein-coupled receptor signaling pathway. Gene Ontology annotation, molecular function: signaling receptor complex adaptor activity; protein binding. The transcript is spliced from 2 exons. Gene Ontology annotation, cellular component: heterotrimeric G-protein complex; cytoplasm. NCBI's taxonomy places the organism in Eukaryota, Heterolobosea, Eutetramitea, Acrasida, Naegleriidae. The record is from RefSeq and is a predicted model, not a curated record.